AUGACUUCAAAUUUAUAUUUAUUAUCUAUUGUUGCAUUAUGUUUUAUUUUAAUGCAAGUUUGUUCACCGAUGGUAGUUGCUAAACAAUAUCUACCAUUGCUAAGAAGCGACAACAAUGAUGAUCACCCAUAUAUACGACAAGAAUUGGCUCAUUCAUUAUUUCCAUCAACAUCUUUUAUUAAUCAAUUGAAUGAAAGAGAUGAUAAUCAAAAUUUUCAUCCACCGAAACGUGAAUCAUUUGGCCGAAGACAUCAUUGGGAUGUCUUUUUUGGUAGACGUUAA
This is a messenger RNA of Rotaria sp. Silwood1, 282 nucleotides long. The record is from the annotation of a GenBank genome assembly. Lineage: Eukaryota; Metazoa; Rotifera; Eurotatoria; Philodinida; Philodinidae.